Misgurnus anguillicaudatus (oriental weatherfish) is the source of this 2975-nucleotide messenger RNA. NCBI's taxonomy places the organism in Eukaryota, Metazoa, Chordata, Actinopteri, Cypriniformes, Cobitidae. The record is from RefSeq and is a predicted model, not a curated record.
UAGGCGACGGGGGUUGGUGAGAGAGUCGGCGCGGUGGGGACGGAACAACAGAACUGACAGGCAGCAGCGCGCGAGUCUACAGUCACGUCAAGGGGAAGAUGGAGCAACAUAGAUGCGCCGCGGACUUCAACAUCCUGUUGGCCACCGACUCAUACAAGGUCACACAUUACAAACAGUACCCACCCAACACUAGUAAGGUGUACUCUUAUUUCGAGUGCCGUGAGAAGAAGGCAGACCCAUCCAAGCCCCGAAAAGUCAAAUACGACAAAACAGUCUUCUACGGGCUUCAGUAUAUUCUCCACAAAUACUUAAAAGGACAAGUCGUCACUGCAGAAAAGAUCCAAGAAGCAAAGGAGGUUUACCGAGAACACUUUCAGGAUGAUGUGUUCAAUGAGAAAGGAUGGAACUACAUUUUGGAGAAAUAUAACGGACACCUGCCCAUCGAGAUCAAGGCUGUCCCGGAGGGAAGCGUUAUCCCGCGUGGGAACGUGCUCUUUACCGUAGAAAGCACAGAUCCGGAAUGCUACUGGCUCACUAACUGGGUGGAGACUAUCUUGGUUCAGAGCUGGUAUCCCAUCACCGUAGCGACUAAUUCACGAGAACAGAAGAAGAUUCUGGCCAAAUAUCUCAUGGAGACGUCCGGGAGCCUGGAGGGACUGGAAUAUAAACUCCAUGACUUUGGCUACAGAGGAGUUUCAUCUCAAGAGACGGCUGGAAUCGGUGCAUCUGCUCACUUGGUAAACUUCAAAGGAACAGACACCGUGGCUGGGAUCUGCGUUAUUAAGAAGUACUACGGCACCAAAGACCCAGUUCCUGGUUUCUCAGUACCAGCUGCAGAACACAGCACAAUCACUGCUUGGGGAAAGGACCACGAGAAGGACGCUUUCGAGCACAUUAUCAAGCAGUUUCCCAAUGUGCCCGUCUCCAUCGUCAGCGACAGCUACGACAUCUACAACGCCUGUGAGAAGAUCUGGGGUGAGGACCUCCGGAGUCUGAUCGAGAUGAGGAGCGCGGAUGCCCCGCUGGUGGUCCGACCAGAUUCAGGAAAUCCUCUAGACACGGUGCUAAAGGUCCUAGAGAUUUUAGGGAAGAAAUUCCUCCCUAUUGAGAACUCCAAAGGCUACAAGGUGCUUCCACCCUACAUCAGAGUGAUUCAGGGCGACGGCGUGGACAUCAACACUUUACAGGAGAUUGUGGAAGGCAUGAAACAACACAGGUGGAGCAUCGAGAACAUCGCGUUUGGCUCCGGGGGAGCUUUGCUGCAGAAACUGACCCGAGAUCUGCUCAACUGCUCUUUCAAGUGCAGUUACGUGGUGACCAAUGGAUUGGGUGUUAACGUCUUCAAAGAUCCUGUUGCCGACCCCAACAAAAGGUCAAAGAAGGGACGCCUUUCUCUUCACAGGACACCAAACGGUGACUUUGUUACUCUGGAGGAAGGGAAGGGUGAUCUGGAGGAGUAUGGGGAGGACCUGCUGCACACUGUGUUCCGCAACGGUAAGAUCAUAAAGACGUACACCUUCGAUGAGGUCAGAGACAAUGCCAAGCUAAAGAAGAGCGAGGUAGAUGAGCUGCUGCACUGAGACACACCUCCUAAAACACCAACACAGAGGAGUCGUGUCCGAAAGCACGGUUCAGAGAGACGAGAGGACGCGCCCACAUUCAGUGUACAGAACUCUUCUGCGUUUGUCUCCAGACUCCGCCGUGCUUUAAUGUGUCUUUCUAACGGCGGAUGAAAGCUAUCAAAAUCAUUUAAGUGUAUAUUUGACCAAGCGUGCUAUCCAUCACACGUCUUUGACAGACUGGAGACGUACUGUAUGUGUGUGUGUGUGUACUGCGAGAUUAGAUUUUUCUUUGCUUGUACCACUGUAGGAUUGAAAGAUGAUGGUUUAGUGUUUAUUGAAUGUCGUGUGUGCGAUUAUUCUCUUACUUUAUGCAAAUGAGACGGCUGAACUAGGGGACACUUUAUUUUCACUAUCAUUUUCGCUUUCGUUUGAAUCUCACAAAAACACGUCCAGUUCACAUUUCACCCCAAUAUCAGAAAAUAAAUAAAUAGAGGAAUAAUGAAAGAUUUUGGGGUGAAUUUUGACCUGGACGUGUUUUUGUGUUUUGUGCGUAUACAUAUAACAGCCUUGCCCUUUUCUGUAGAAAUCAUCGUUUAAACUUUGCCAACAUGUUAAGAACACAAUGCUGAUAUAUUCACGACAACAAAACACUUUUUUUAUAUAUUCAACGCUUUUUUUGGAAACACUUGAAAAUGGCAGUUUUAUUAUAAAAACACAUCAUUUUAGAAGAGCUUGGGUUUAAUAUUUUGUAUACGUAUCAUUGUUUUUUAUGACAGACGUAAAUACCAUCAGAUUUACCAUAGUAAAUAUCCAUAGAUUAAUGUGGCCAAACUGCCUCCUCUCUUGUAUAUACUGGCGAGUGUGUUUGUUUGAAGAGAGAUGGUUUAUUAUUUGUGCAUAUAGAGAUUGGUUCUUAUUUUUGUCUAAUGCCCAUUUUGUACCAACAGAAAAUAUCUGCUUUGUUCUCUGGACUGAUGCCAGCCAGUCAGUCCUGGCACACGUGUGUGUGUGUGUGUGCAUACUUGUCUCUGAGUGUACACUUGGUAAAUAAUACUUGCUGAUUAUAAUUUGAUUGAUGUUUUUAUGUAUAUGUCGGGUUUCCUUUUUUUCUUUCCUUCAGAUAUUUUAAACUAACAUGGUAUGCAGUUUUGACCGCAUAUUAAAACGACACAACCCAUCCUGUUUGCUAAAUUGUUUUUUAUUUCCACUUUACUUUUUUGAUGGUAAAAAUGAAAUCAUUCCCUUUUUAUAGCUGCUGACUGUAAGGAUAGUAGUUUGUUUCUCAGUGCACUAGACUUCAACUAUAGUACAAACUUUGACGAGUUUAAAAAUGUGUCAAGAAACAUUAAUGUCUCUGUGCACAUUUCUGUGUUGCGGAACAUUAGUGUCGAAAUAAAAGCAAUAUUAGACUGA